Bactrocera latifrons is the source of this 6012-nucleotide messenger RNA. RefSeq lists its product as uncharacterized. The transcript has 15 exons. NCBI's taxonomy places the organism in Eukaryota, Metazoa, Arthropoda, Insecta, Diptera, Tephritidae. Gene Ontology annotation, cellular component: Golgi apparatus. The record is from RefSeq and is a predicted model, not a curated record. Bases 773 to 5059 code for a protein of 1428 amino acids. Gene Ontology annotation, biological process: protein phosphorylation. Gene Ontology annotation, molecular function: protein serine/threonine kinase activity.
UAAUAACAAAAAGCGCAGAGUACUUGUCUGUAUGUAUUGGUUGAACUCGGCAUUAUCAGUGUUUCGCAAAAGUUGAAGUGUCGUUGUGUGUUACAAACAGAAAAGCAAAUCUGUGGAAAUUGCAAUUAUUCAGCAAGUGGUAAUUAAAUUAGUUGCAACCAGAAGUUCAGUGGAAUYUGCUGUGAGAGCUGUUAGCGCUGGAAUACAACCGAAAAUACACAACUGAAGUAUAUGAACAUUUCCCCACUCAGAAAAAUUGAAUUAACAAAUAAUGGUUCAAUACAUGAUUUGAGGUUCGAAGGUUGCCAGCUCUUUGAAAUUUAUUUCGUACAGAAGAUACAAACACAUUUGACGAUAAAUUCUGCGCCGUAAUUGAUCGAGCUUCGCAUAAAUCUCCUCCCAAAACGAAAAAGCAUAAGAAUAAUCGAAAGUAAGGAAAGCAAGAAAUGCGACCAAAAGUAACUAAACAUUAAACGCAAGCGAAAGCGAAAGAGAGCACAUAUAAUUGUAAUAAAAAUAAGCGCGCGUACUAAGUCUCUCCGCGUUCCAGCAACUAGCAAUUUCCGCUUUAUGUGUAUCCAGUUUGCUUUGUGCUUUUUUAUCGCACAGAAGUAAUCUGCGCUCUCCAUCUCUGUUUCUCCAACACACACACUUACUCUCUAAACGUCUAUUGCACCGACCGAUCGCCCGAGCCGCCUCAAGCCCUUACUCACAAAUUCGUUUCCAUUUCGACUAGUUGCUGCUGUGCGCCACACCCUCACCCCACGCUGGGAUGGCCGCACAGCGCCCCCAUGUUAACCAAAAUGGCGGAAAUAGUUUGGACGAUGCCAGAGCAAAGCGGAACGAAAAUUUACGAAAACUUUUUCAAACGAGCAAAAAAGCAACGAGCACGGCAAAGCUGCAACGUGGACAGAGCGAAGAUGGAGCUGGGCAAUUCUACUAUAACUACAACAACAACAAGACAGUGCCUAAAACAAACGGCGAUGCGAAUACAGUUAACUUUCCGUAUGAUGAUGACGACGCUGUGCGCUUACAAAAGAAUGAAGUUGCUGACAGCGGCGCGACGGCUUCAGGUUUCGACCAGGCUACGGGCAGGUGGACUCAAGGAAGUGGACAAAUUGCCGAUGACACUGCUGCUGCCAACACUGAUUACAACAACGCCAAUGCGACGGUGAGACGCAGUAAGAGUCGCUUACGACGGUGGAGUGUGAGGAGCAACAGCGUGUCGGGGGAAUGGCGCCUGGGAGCGAGUCCCUCAGUGGCCAAGCGACAAUUGAGUAAAAGUGUUGUGGACACAAAUCAAUUGGCAGUGUCAAGCAAUCAAUCGCGAUUGAAACAAAGCGUGCAAGACAUGAACAGCCAUUACAACAAAAACUACAGCUAUUAUUAUAACAACAACGAUGUUGCGGCAAUGGAAAGCAACGAAAGUCAAAAAAGCAGCGACUACAAUGCGCUCUACGAGCUCGGUAGCAACGAUGCCACUGGGGAUUGUCUUAGUCGCGACGAUGCUGACAUUGAAAGGGACGAAACGAACGCAGUGGGAACUGACACAAAGGCAAACACAGUCUUUGACCAGACCGUUGAUGACGAUAUCACAGCAGAUGUUGCUGCACAAAAGGAGGGGCGGUGGAGCAGUGCUUACUUGUAUGACACAGGAAAUCAAGUCACUGACCGACAGCACACGCCAGCACCGAACCCCUGGUCAGCAGCUCCUUUGAGUGCACACAAAAAUCGGCAGCAACAACAACAACAACAGGCGCAAUUACACACAACUGAGUUGCCUGAAAUGAAGCGAGUGAAUUUAGUCACAAUGACUGGGAGUCGAGCGCCCAGCUCUACCAACCGCAAUAGUACGGCAUUCGCUUCACAUGUCAGCGCGACAGCAAGCGAGCUGGAAAACUGUGUCACACAGCAUACAACCCUAAAUUGCAUUGCAGUGGUAGGUGGCAGCUAUGCACGCAACAAUGUGAGUCCCCGCACUCCACAUGUGGGCGGCUUCGACGUGCCUUAUGAAGCCUCUACUAUGUGUGCCACACUGCAGUCCAGACAAGAGUUGCCGCAAAGCACCAAUGAGAGGACGUCAACAGCAGCUGCACCGCAAAGCUCACCGCACUUGCAACUGCAGUCAAGGCGAGCGGAAGCGGGAAGUCCUACGAAUAAUGCCAGCCAGGUUUCGGCGCUCUUCAAAACGCCGCUUGUGAAGCGUGCACGUGGACACAGCGUGGACCGCUUCGGUACGGACAUCGCAUACGCCGCAAAUGCCCAGUGGAUGUCUGAACGGGAUAUCAGCAGGAAAAUUACUACCAAAUUUGGAAAAGUUAUGACAGCGCCAGCCACGUCUGCUAAACCACAAGCGACGGUGUCAAUGGCAGGCGAAAUGCUACAAGGCAACAACAGCAAUGCUGCGCCUGACGAAUUGCGGUGGCAGCGGCUAGGGCAAAAAGAAAUUACGGGCAUUACUACGCCACGGCAGCAGUGGCUCGGCGACGGCGGCCGUAAUUACUGCCCCGCUGCUCAGGCUGCUGAGCUGGCACAUCAAAGCACUGCAGACGCAGCAGCCUUGUCAAGCUUAAGCUUAAGAGCCUACAACAGCAACAACAAUCUCUCGAAAUACGGUUUCACAGCAACGCUAGGCAGCGCAGACUGGUCAACCACACAGGCAUCGCUAGCGGAGCGUUUAAACAGAUUUCGACACAAGCAACAGCAACAACAACAACAGCAACAAGUGAGCGCUGGGUCGAUCGAAGGCGAAUUAUCAACGCCAGACGACUAUUACAAGCAUUACAGUGCCGCAAGUGAUUCCAAUGGGCACAACAACAAUCAGCAUUUCAACAACAACAGUGCAGCUAGUAGUGCCAAUAAACCAACGGUACUCGAGCGCAGUGAAUUAAUACCCACUGCGGACACAUACACUUCAGCCACAGAACAACAGUGUUCAUCAUUGCUCCAAGCGAGAGUCGUUAAUAGCAAGAACAACAACAAUAACGUUGGACAACAUCAUUAUAAGUUAAGUCAACAAAGUGCGGAUGUUGCAACAUUUGAUGCAACUGAGUCAUCUUCCACUCCACUAGCUUGUUACACGAAGCCGGUCAAACGGAGGCGUGUAUUAGUGCGCAAGCGCAACAACACCGACGAACAAGCGAAUUCUACAACAACUACCUCAAUCAAGUCGCCCGAAGUAACAACAGCUGGCCGUGUAACGGCUGAAAGACAACAACGGACAGCAGCGGCAACAACACAAAUUUGGUUUCUUUCAUUUUUCCACAGCAUUGGCCUAGGCAGCUUUGCCGAGCAUGUUGCCGUGCAGUUAGGCGUAUGCCGCAACAAAAGUAGCAGCUUCAGCAACGAAACGUUGCAUACAAGUAGGCGUUCAACGGCGACGCCUCACACAAUUCCCGUCGAGAACAUUCCAAAGCGACGCUCAUUCGACGUAAUGGGUCUUCUACGCAGCAUGAAGCUUAAAGACCGCCUCGCCAUUAGUCUGGGUGCAACCCUGAUACUGCUGACGCUGCUGUUGGUGGUCGAUGUGCAGAUGGAUUUUGGUGUUACAAAUCGGCAUUUAUUACAGCAGCAGUCACGUGUGCGUUAUGUAAAUGAAAAUGAUGGCGGUGACACUGGUGGCACUGGUGCCUUCAGAGACUUCAAACGAAAAUUCCUGCAAAAGAGCAAUUCAUCCGGUUCAAAGGAGACAGCCACGCCGACAACCACACAAUCGCGCCCUGCAGGCACUGCGGCAGGUGGCAGUUCGGCUGAUGUGGCGGCGGCGGCGGGUGCCGGUGCAAACGGUGUACAACAGGAUGCAGCAGCUAGGGAAGAUAUGUUGGCGAUACAGAAAUUGGAGCGGGAACCUCAUGAUCCCUUUGACGAUUUGUUCCGACUGCUGAUGGGCCUGGACAAGACCGACUAUUCGCACGUGUUGAUCGAUGAUGAUGGGUCUGUGAUAACGGAAAAUCCAACUAUCGCUGAAAUGACGGGCCUGAAACCAAGCAAAAAUGCAACAAAUUUGGAACGUUUCCAGUGGCACAUAUCUAAGCGUGAACUCUACAAGGAGAACGACACGAUUGUGGACGAAGUGAUACAUGAUAUGAUCAAGUUGCCGGUGCAGCAUGUCGUGCAAAAGGAGGGCGGCACGCAGUUGAAAUUGAUUAUAGAAUUUCCCAGCGAUAUCAAAGCACUGAUGAAGCCAAUGAGAUUUCCCCGCGAACAGCAAACUCUGCCGAACCACUUCUAUUUCACGGACUAUGAGCGCCACAAUGCAGAAAUCGCUGCUUUUCAUUUGGAUCGAAUUUUGGGGUUUCGUCGCGCCAUGCCCGUCACCGGUCGCCUACUGAACAUUACAACGGAAAUUUAUCAAGUCGCCGACGACAAUUUAUUACGGACCUUCUUCGUCUCGCCCUCGUCGAACUUGUGCUUUCACGGCAAGUGCUCCUACUACUGUGACACCGGGCAUGCCGUUUGCGGUAACCCCGACAUGUUGGAGGGUUCAUUUGCCGCCUUCCUGCCCAGUUUCGAGCAGACAGGACGAAAGGUUUGGCGGCAUCCUUGGCGUCGYUCGUACCAUAAACGCAGGAAGGCUCAGUGGGAGACAGAUUCCAAUUACUGCUCCAUUGUUCGCGAGAUACCACCAUAUGAUGAAGGCCGACGCUUACUGGAUCUAAUGGAUAUGGCUAUAUUUGACUUCCUAACCGGAAAUAUGGACAGACAUCAUUAUGAAACCUUUAAAAUAUUUGGCAAUGACACAUUCACAUUGCAUUUGGAUCAUGGACGUGGUUUUGGUAAACCCUUUCACGAUGAAUUAACAAUUUUGGCGCCAUUACUGCAGUGUUGCAUGAUACGGACGACGACGUUGAAACGAAUAUUGGACUUCCAUAAUGGACCCAAACCACUGUCGGAGCUGAUGCGCGAGUCCAUGUCCGUCGAUCCGAUUCGACCGAUACUGUGGGAGCCGCACCUGAAGGCGCUGGACCGCCGUGUCACCAUCAUACUGAGCGGCAUACGCGAUUGCGUGAAGAAGAAUCCACCAGAGGAGGCGCUCGAAUCCGAGGAUCUACUGUCAUAGCAAUUACAGCARCAAGGGCGAAUAAAGAUACAGGAGGGCAAGUUUAAGUUCCUGAUUCGCCCCAAAGUGCGCCAUACGAAAAUGACAGUUUAGCAUUAGAACCUAGGAUACUUAAUGUUGUAGUAAAGUAAGAGCAAAGUCGAAUUGGGCARCAAUGUGCGGCUAGCCGGCAUUUGUCUGCUGGACGUGUGUGACUAUACGACUUUUUUGUUAGUGGUUGACUAGUUGAAUUUACAUAUACUUGUAUAACAAAGCAUUAAAACUAAAGAAAACUGCGCGGCGCAACGCUGAAAAUGGCGUUGUGUGGCGAGUUCAAGGCUGGGCGGGAGUGCGUUGAGGCGGCAGCGUCUUUGAAAAAGGCACAACGCGCCCAACAAUCAGCCUUUGCCAAACACGAAUUAAUUGAAGACAAAUAAUUUGUAGGCUUAAAGUGAUAACAAACAUAAUUUAAAACUAUAAAAGUUAUUAACAAAUUCAAAAUGUAUAAACUAAGUAAAUAAGUUCGUAGCUAAAGCAUAAUUAUAGGCGGGAGAUUUGCAGUCGGCACCACGGAAUUUUGUGCUGGUUGAAUUUUUAUGAGCAUCUUAGCGCAAAUUGAAUAUGUACCUUUCAUAACUAACUUAAUAUGAAUAUUAUUUACUAAACAAAAGAAGCGUUGAUCUGAGCAAGAGUAGCAAUUGGCAGCUGAAAGUUCGUUUGUAGGCGAGAGCAAAGAAUAGUUGGAAAAAAGGAAAGAACGUAAAACGAAAGUUACACAAAUUGUUAAAAAAGCAAAAAAAGAAAACAAAAAAAUAAAAAAUAAAAACAACUAACACUUUGAAGUACAGCUGGUGCCAAAGUGCGUGGUUCUGUGCAAUUCGUCUGAAGCCACCUUGAAGUGGACGAAGUUCAGCAGUGGGAUUUAACGGUGUUCGCGUUGCGCUGCUAACUCCAGCGCGAAAACUAAAUAAAAA